This is a messenger RNA of Anneissia japonica, 1704 nucleotides long. RefSeq names its product MAM and LDL-receptor class A domain-containing protein 1-like. Gene Ontology annotation, biological process: nervous system development. The transcript is spliced from 9 exons. The record is from RefSeq and is a predicted model, not a curated record. Gene Ontology annotation, cellular component: membrane. Bases 1 to 1704 code for a protein of 567 amino acids. Lineage: Eukaryota; Metazoa; Echinodermata; Crinoidea; Comatulida; Comatulidae.
AUGGUUAUUCUUGUGGCUAAGGUUAAUUUGUUGUUAGUCCAGGCACAUUCAGUCAGUCUACCAAAUGUUGUCGCAGCCUUCCCUAUACAGUACGUGUAUUCAGUUCUUCAUCAAGAGAAAGAUUACCUGACCAUCAAGGAGAAUUUUCAACAUGCAUUUUUGAAGCAAGUGAUCAGUUGUUGCAGUCCACUAUUGGAGUGUGAGAUAAGUCCUGCAUCGUCAGCAAACAACAGUUCUCUAACAAGGACUGUAGAAAUUUUGGUUUUAAACUUCAGUCUUGAAAGGUUGAAGAGUUUUCCUGUUGAACGUGUGUGCAGUUGUCUCAAAGAAAAUAUCAUGUCAUUAGUGGAUCUUUUCGCACGAAAACCGCACUGGGAUUCUGGGUAUAUGCACUCAGCAACAUGUUGUAAUCGUUGUGCUAUGACCUUUGCGAUUGCUUUUCCAGUUAUAUUCAAGAAAACUUGCGAUGUUGACUGCUUGAACGGCGGAGUCUGUGUCUCGGAUUACGGAAACGAGAACUGUCAGUGUGUGUCUGGUUUUUUUGGACCAACUUGCAAUAUAUCAAAAAACCAAUGUGAUUUUGAAGAUCCACACAUCUGUUACUUUGAACAAGAUAAAUAUGAUGAUUUUGAUUGGAUAAGAACAUCUGGAUCAACACGCACAUCUGCUACUGGCCCUGCUUAUGACCACACCUACGGAACAUUACAAGGUUCUUACAUGUACAUCGAAACUUCAUAUGGGCGAUACAACCAAACCGCUCGUCUUUGGACAUUGUCAUAUCCUGCAACAAAUGGCACAUGCGUCAUGUGGUUUUACCACAUGUACGGGGCUACAGCGAACACAAUGAAUGUGUAUCUAGUCAAUAAGGAAGGUACCGUUGGUGCACCUGCGUGGACAAAUAGGAACAAUCAAGGAAACAUUUGGCGACUUGGAAAAUUGUCAGUUGAAACAAAGAGUGCCUUCCAGAUAGUGUUUGAAGGAAUUGUAGGAAGUGGUAAUACAGGAGAUAUUGCUUUAGACGACGUCAGGAUCAUCGAUGGGGCAUGUUUGAGAAACGAAACUUGCGAUAUUGACUGCUUGAACGGCGGAGUCUGUGUCUCGGAUUACGGAAUAGAGAACUGUCAGUGUAUGCCUGGUUUUUUUGGACCAACUUGCAAUAUAUCACAAAACCAAUGUGAUUUUGAGGAUCCACACAUCUGUUACUUUGUACAAGAUGAAGAUGAUGAUUUGGAUUGGAUAAGAGCAUCUGGAUCAACAUACAUAUAUGAUGCUGGUCCUGCGUAUGACCACACCUACGGAACAUUACAAGGUUCCUACAUGUACGUCAAAGAUUCAUAUGGGCGAUACAACAAAACAGCUCGUCUUUGGACAACAUCGUAUCCUGCAACAAAUGGCACAUGCAUCAAGUGGUUUUACCACAUGUACGGGGAAAGGGUGAACACAUUGAACACAUUGAAUGUGUACAUAGUCAAUACAGAAAGUACUGUUGGUGCACCUGCGUGGGUAAAUAGCAACAAUCAAGGAAACUUCUGGCGACUUGGAAAGCUGUCAGUUGAAACAAAGACUUCCUUCCAGAUAGUGUUUGAAGGAAUUGCAGGAAGUGGUAAUACAGGAGAUAUUGCUUUAGAUGACGUCAGGAUCAUCGAUGGGGCAUGUUUGAGAAACGGUAAAAUACACUUUAAUAAAUAUUAUUUUCGCCACUAG